AUUGCUAAAUAUUUCCUUAAAUUUGUUUAUGCAGCUUUCUUGCAGGCACUGUCAUGGCUAGCAAUAGCAAUCUCUCCGUCAAGCAUAUCUGUUUUCACUAUCUCUAUAUAUCUUCUUCUUAGUAUUCUAGGAGCUUCAAUAACUGAGGUAAAAAAUGAUGCCAUCGUUGCCGAGUUGGGUAAACAGCCUCCGUCUUCAACCAAGCACUCUCAACAACCAUCUUCCUCAGGCAAUCUUCAAUCCUUUGUUUGGAUAGCUUCCUCUGUAGGAGGAGUCGCCGGCAACCUUCUUGGUGGCAUUUUCAUCAGCCGCUUCUCUCCACAAUCCAUGUUUAUGUUUUUUGGCCUUCUUGUUGCUCUCCAAUUCUUCAUAACCGUUUCGGUUCACGAAAGCUCUCUCGGACUUUCAAAGAAUCCAUCAAUUGGGAUAAAGAAACAGCUUUCAGAACUAUCUGCCGCACUAAGAAAACCUGAAAUCACGUAUUCAAUCUCAUGGUUUGCAUUAUCUUAUGCAGUUGUUCCCUUACUUAACGGAACCAUGUUCAUUUACCAGACACAAUACUUGAAAAUCGACUCGUCAGUGUUAGGUAUCUCCAAGGUUUUUGGUCAGGAAACAAUGCUUCUAUGGGGUAUUAUAUAUAAUCGAUACCUGAAAUCUAUAUCACCUAGGAAACUGAUAUCAGCGAUUCAAGCAACAAUUGCAUUCUUAAUGAUUUCAGAUGUCUUAUUUGUGCACGGCUUCUAUAGACAAAUGGGCGUGCUGGACACACUCUAUGUUGUGAUUUUCUCAGGAUUCUUGGAGGUUCUAUUUUUCUUUAAGUUUCUGCCAUUCACUGUGUUAUUAGCACAGCUAUGUCCACAAGGUUGCGAAGGGUCAAUAAUGGCAUUUCUUAUGUCUGCUGUUGCAUUGGCAUUCAUUGUGAGUGGAUACCUUGGUGUUGCACUUGCAUCUUAUAUUAAGAUAACAGGAAGUGAUUUUUCAGGAUUGUCACUUGGACUUGUGAUACAAGCUUCAUGUACUUUGUUGCCAAUAUUUUGGUCAUCAUGCAUACCUGAAUAUGUAAAAACAAAAGACAAGCAUAAAGACUAA
Molecule: messenger RNA, 1089 nt
Organism: Medicago truncatula (barrel medic)
Lineage: Eukaryota; Viridiplantae; Streptophyta; Magnoliopsida; Fabales; Fabaceae
Product: probable folate-biopterin transporter 7
Exons: 1
Source: RefSeq, a predicted model, not a curated record